Penicillium salamii is the source of this 555-nucleotide messenger RNA. The record is from the annotation of a GenBank genome assembly. NCBI's taxonomy places the organism in Eukaryota, Fungi, Ascomycota, Eurotiomycetes, Eurotiales, Aspergillaceae.
AUGCGAUCACUUUUGGUGCCUCUACUCCUGGCCCUCGGGAUAGCCUCUGCGAAUCCACUUAGGGCGCGGCAAACGACCGCCCCCUUCAAGAUAUAUGCAUACGGCAAGGAUAUUAGUGGAUUGCCAGUUUUUUACAGAAAUGGUGCUGCUGAGCUUGCCGAUACCACCAAGAUCGAUGUAUCUACAAUGACCACUGUCCAGUUUGCUUAUUCCACCGACUCAUCAAACACUUGGAUCGCAUCUCCAGACUCCACUCAGCGCUCUGCCCCAUUCUCGGCCGACGUGCUGUGCCUAAACCAAGGCACUGCGUCGGCAAACCCGGUCAGCUUCAGUGGGAAUUCCGACGUGCAGCGCUCGAACAAGCUAAGCAACGUGUGGUCCCUGUACGGCAGUUAUGUGCUGGUCACACUAGACAAGGUCAACUUUUACGCCAAACCGACGGGCACAGAUGGCGUGUACUCGCUGCUUUGGAGUACCUCCGCUGAAGAGAUGAAAGAUACCAUCCCGCUAACUCUGCGGACUAUGGCGCCGGCGACAGUGUCUGUGCUCAAUUGA